ACGGCUUCCUGAGUCCCUGGGUUGCCUUCGCUUGUUAGCAUUCGACAUACAGAGCGCAGUCAAGAUGGUUUACCCCAGUCGACAACAUGCUACCAAGACGCUAGAGAAGCUAGCGGACCUGCUCUCCGCUGAAGAGAGGGACAAACCCCAGGUUAUCCUCCUUGCAGGCGAAGUGACCCCGUAUCGAAAUGAUACCGACAGGGAGAUGCCCUAUCGGCAGGAAUCUAAUUUCUUCUAUCUAUCGGGAUGCACUGUGCCGGCCUCCUACCUUCUUCUCACGACGUCCUCCGCCGCGCUGGAAUCGUCCUCGAUCACUCUCUUCAUACCGAAAGCCGAACCCGUAGACCUCAUGUGGUCUGUCCCUCCCCCAUCCCUUGAUGCCGCACGCGAAAUCCACGACGCCUCGUCAGUCCUGCACACAUCGGAUUUGUCGAAGGCCCUUGUCGACGCCCUCACCGCGUUUCCCGAUGCCCUGAUACACACGCUCCCUUCCAAGUCACCCCUCUUUCCGGAGCUUCCAGAGGCGCUGAUUAAAGCGGCUUCAAAGAGCGCAACCGUGACAGACGCGUACCUUUUGCCCGCACUCCACCGCGCAAGACUUCUCAAAACGGAUGAAGAGAUAGAGAAGAUACGCAAAGCUAACGCGAUCAGCUCAAGGGCUCACGAAGUUGUGAUGCGCGUGUUGGGGAAUGGAGUGCGGGGCUUAGAGAAGGGGGCAGGAGCAGGGGUUGACAGGCCUCUUCUGCCUAGCGAGUGGCUGAUCGAGAAAGAGGCGGAGGCAGAAGCCAUCUUCGUCGCAUCAUGCAGACGCGAAGGCGCCGUCCACCAAGCGUAUCUCCCGAUCGUCGCAGCCUCGACUCGCGCUUCGACCCUUCACUAUUGCUGUAAUGAUAAAGAGUUUGCCUGGGGACCUGUGAAACCUCACGAUCAUCACAACAAGAACGACUUUGCCCAUGGCAGCGCACGUGAUUUGCAGCCCCAGGUUCUGCUCAUUGAUGCAGGCUGUGAAUGGGAGUGCUAUGCCUCAGACAUUACACGCACUAUGCCUGUUGGGAAUGGCGGCAAAUUUACGCCAGAGGCCAAGGCAAUCUAUGAGCUUGUUCUCGAGAUGCAGAAGCUCUCGAUGGCACUCCUCAGGCCCGGCUUGCACUGGGAUGCUGUGCAAUUGCUCUGCCAUCGUACUCUCGUUCAGGGAUUCCAACGUCUAGGUAUAUUCAAGUCCCCCAAUUCCCCCGGAUCAGGAUCUUGGAAUUCCGAGGAGGCGAUCCUGGCGUCCGGUGUUAGCAGCGCGUUCUUCCCGCACGGGCUUGGCCACUCGCUUGGGAUGGACGUGCACGACGUGCCCAGCGCUAGCAAGCCAGAUGUAAAUCACACUAUCGACAAAGGGGUCGCGCUUGGCCAUGAGAAUUUCUACACAUAUCUCAGGUUGCGACUGCCGCUAGAGGCAGGGAUGGUCGUUACUGUCGAGCCGGGGUGCUAUUUCUCGCCACACCUCCUGGCACCCGUGCGCGACUCGAAGCACAUCGACCAUGAAGUGCUUAAGCGUUACGAGAGCGUGGGUGGCGUGCGGAUUGAGGACGUCGUCGUAAUCACGAAAGUCGGAUACGAAAAUCUGACCACGGUCAAGAGCGAUGUCGAAUGGAUUGAAGGGGUGUGUUCGGGAAAGCUUUAAGGCUUGUAUGUAAAAUUGUUUUCCAGUUGACCGCGCAGAAGAUGAUGAAGUGUACGAACACAAGGUGAGAGGGCGUGCUGCAUUAGGCCUUAGGGCUCGGAGCUGAAUAAGAAAGCCAGUUUCCCGGUG
This is a messenger RNA of Heterobasidion irregulare TC 32-1, 1801 nucleotides long. Its product is annotated as Metallo peptidase M24B. The transcript is spliced from 8 exons. The record is from RefSeq and is a predicted model, not a curated record. Gene Ontology annotation, molecular function: metalloaminopeptidase activity; manganese ion binding. The coding region runs from base 65 to 1672 and encodes 535 amino acids. Lineage: Eukaryota; Fungi; Basidiomycota; Agaricomycetes; Russulales; Bondarzewiaceae.